CAAAAAAUACUUGACCGGCAUUCCAACUCGAAAUAAUAUAGUUGCAGAAAAUAAUGAGGGAUUAACCGCAAUUCUUGAUAAUGCUCUAUCCAGUCAUCAAGAAAUUCCAUUUAUAGUCAUUGAUAAUGAAGGGUCAUCAGAAAAAAUAAAUGGAAAGUACCGCUAUGUAUUACGUCUCUAUGGCUCUCUUAUUAAUAACCAAAAAGUGAUGGUAACACUUUCUGGUAUUCCUAUAUUCUUUGAUAUUCUUGUACCAGACGGGAAGUGUCUGGAUGAAUGUGAAACAAAAGUAAGAGAUAUUCUCUUCAGUGAGGUGGAGACUUUAAAAAUAGAGCAUAUUAAAGCUUUUCCUUUUCAAGAAAAUAACUUCAAAACUGCAUCUAAUGAUUUAUACUCAUUUCAUCAAAAGGUGGCUCAAGAAAAUGGAAUCCAACUCUCUGGAUUGUCUAUGUUAAUGGAAGAUUUUACAACAAUAAAGUUAGGUGAAUUUGCUGAAGUUCUCGAUCUGAAUCAAAAUGUUUUUAUGAUUUGUAUGACUUUAUACUGGAAGGAUGAUCUGAAGCCAUUAAAAUUGAUUUGCCUUGUAAACGUUGAGAUAGAACCAAAUUCGCGAUGGAUUAUAAUCAUUUGCGGAAAUCAACAAAUGACAGGAAAGUUUGAAAUAAAGGAAGAAAUUAUAAAGUGGAAAUAUCAUGAAAAGAUAGAAGCGAAAUCUGAGAAUGCUUUAAGGCAAAGUUUGCUGUCAAGCCUUCUGAGAAAGUUGCAUACUGAUGAUAUCUGGGUAUGUCUCAAAAAAUGUUUCCCUCAUUCUGAAGUCGAAAAGGAAGGCUCACUUAAAUACUUCUUACAAAAGUGUAAUCUUGACAGUAAGGCUGACAUGCCAUAUGAUAAAAUGUGGAAAAUCUAUUUAGAGGCGAAAAAAAGCUCCUUCUCAUCAACUGCAAGAAAAAUGUGUGAAAUAGCUAACUAUUGCAUUAUAAAUGCAUUGCGUUGUCAGGAGCUAUUAAUAAAACUAAGUGUAAUUAAUGAUUAUAGAGAAGUUGCUUCUAUAGCUUAUGUAUCCCUUUCCAACACACACUAUUACGUAAAUAGAAUGAAGGUACGAAACCUUCUGGGUGCUUAUGCUAUUAAACGAAAUAUAGUUUUUAGCACAAGGGUAUGUGAAAAUAUAGAAAAAGGAAAAUAUCCUGAUGCAUACGUUUUUUUCGCCUGA
Funneliformis geosporum is the source of this 1213-nucleotide messenger RNA. The record is from the annotation of a GenBank genome assembly. NCBI's taxonomy places the organism in Eukaryota, Fungi, Glomeromycota, Glomeromycetes, Glomerales, Glomeraceae.